UUUUUCUACACGAACAAAAUCAAAACAAUAAAGAACCUUGAUAAUUGGAAAUCGUCACGGCGAAAACGUGUCGAACAUAUUAUAGACCGUGUUGUGGAAACAAAAAAGUUGGAGCUAGAGGAGCAUGAUCGUACAAGACGAAAAUCGAAGACAUUUACUGAAAUGAUGGAGGAGCGAGCUGAGCGUAGCGCCUCACGCGGGCGCGUCAAAUUGGCAUCCCUUGCCGUUUAUAACGAUGACGAAACGAAUGAUUUAAGUGAUUUGGGUAUCGGCACCAGCAGCGCCAGCGGUAAAAGCAGCUUAUCAGAGGACUAUGAGAACAAUAGCAUUAUGAGUGAUAACGCCGAGUUGGACAAAGCCAUUGGCACAACAGCUGCUACUAAUACUAAGGCGCAACAGAAUCACAUCAACAGGAACCAGGUUGACGAUAACGUUAGCAACCAGACGAGUACAUCGAGCACCAGCAAAUUGCAGUCAGUCCGUGUAGCCACAGCAGUAGUAGAAGCUACAAGGCAAUACACACCGCCUGCCAGUACUGCCGAUCCCUGUGAGUACACCUAUGAAGGAGCCAUACAGGAUUACAAACAGCGCGUUCAGCGGGCCAGCAGCAAUGGAAGAAUUAGCAAUAACAAUGCAGUAUCUGAAACUGGAGAAUCCAUUGGCUAUCCCACGCGACGUGGCAGCAAGAUCGAGGAUCGGUUGAGUGGUUUUGAGGUAACGUCUCCAAGCGACACUCAGGAGGGUGUCGAGAAGCAAAAAGUGGAUGUACCUAGGGUAGACAUAUUGAAACGCAAAGAGAUCUUCGAGCAACGCGACCCUGAGCCUAAGGUCAAAAUACCCAAUGGUGGGGCUCCCAAGCAAAAGCUAAUACUGCGGGAGAGUUUGACCAAUGGUAAUGGUGCCGCAGUUGAGCCCACGGCCAAGAAGGAGACUAAACGUCUGUCUGGCGACAUAAGCAGCAUUCGUGAUCGCUUGCAGAGCCUAGAACUGCAGCGCAACGAGUUCAACUCCAGUAAAAGCGUGGAUGUAGCUGUGCCCCCGUUGAAACAUCGCCUUAACAGUCUGCAGCAGCAUGUCGUUACCAAAGAGGAGGAGCAACAAGAACAGAAAAAACCACCACUCGUAGCGCUAAUCGAUGCCAGGCAACUGGAAAUAAUGCGUGGCGAGGAGCAACGGAUGCGACAACAGGAACAAAAGGAACAACAGAAGUUGACAACGCCACCAGCACUGAUUGUGGAAAAGGCAGCGCACGAUGACAGUGGCAUUCAGGUGGACAAUAACGAAGAACUGCUUAGGGAGCAGCAACAACAGCAGCAAUUAAAUGAGGCGAUAGCUGCUCUUGCACUCGAGGAGCGUCAGCUGGAGGAGGCAGCCAAUGCAGUCAAUCAAAUUGAAGCAGAAUUUGAUGAGCUUACUGAUAUGCAACCAAUAGCAUUGCCUGCUGUCAAUGCGACAGCAGCAACUACUGUUACCUCAUCAGUGCCCUCGACGGAGACAUCCUCAACGAGAACAGCCGCUACUCAGCCAGAGGCUCGUGACAUGGAAUUUAGUGUAAGUUCUACUAACCAUUUUAUCGAAACCGGCAUAUCAAGUCCACGAAAUGGUGUCCAUUAUGAUGAUUUUAAUAAUGAUAAAGAUAAUAUUGUAGUAGCUUCAGCUUCUCAUACGGUGUCGGUACAACCCAAACCCAAUACCCAACCCAAUCCCUAUAUCCCCCAACUAAAAAAUUGUAACUUACGUAGAAUGCCCUCCAAUGAAAUGGUCCAUGCGCGCAAUUUGUUGAAAAUGUUUAAGGACACCUUUCAGAAUGACUACGACCUGAAUGAGGAGGUCAGCGAGCAGGUCAACGAGCAGCUAGUAGUAUCAAAGUCCCCUGGACAGCGUAGCCAGAUCUUUGACUUUACUAAGAAAGAAAAUCCGUCAGUUUUGUGUCCGACUUUGGCUUCGAGCUCAUCGCCAGUAUCAGAAGUAACCUCCUUAAAGCAAACAACUGCAGUACCUCCGACCGAAUCGCCUCCAAAUAGCGUAGGUUCAGUCGUUCUACAGAGUACACAAAUACCGCGUCCACUAGGCAAACCACCAAUGUCGCCUAAGGCAAUGCGCGUUAAGCCUGCAGCUACCACGCCUCAACAAUUCAACAUUAAUGGACGCGUUGAGAUAUUUAAUUCCCGGCAAAUGGACAAGCCAGCAACACCUCCUCUUAAACGAGCUUUCAGAGAUGAGCUAACAUCUCCAAUAGCUGGUAAGAGCGAACAGAUGCAGAUUCAUGAGCGUGAGGUUGUGAUGUGCUCACCAGCAGUUACAAUAGUUUCACCCGACGAGUUACCGAAACCUAACACAGUCAAAGCUUUAUCGAGUUGUUUUGGCCAGGCUGCAGCGCCCUCAAAGCCGCCAACUGACACUCGUACACCGUACGAGUGCACAUCUCCAACUCCCAGCUCAAAUGUGAAAUUCAGUGCAAUAUCAAAUCCAUUGCCGAAGGUUAUGUCACGCAGUCGCAUACCGCAGAUAACGGCACCAGUUUCACCCAAGCCAAUUCAAAAGGCUGCACGCACAGUGGAUAUGGUAGAUAAAGCGUUUGAUUACGCCUCUGACGAUUAUGCGCCCAUCGUGAGUCAAACACAAGCUGUGGUGCACACACCACCCACAGCCAAGGUGCGUGCAAAGCCACCCAUCAAGCCGAUCAAUUUAGAUCCCCUGGCACCAAAUGAUUCGUUGGAGGUGCAUGUGACAUCGCCCUCUACAAUGCCCGCCCUGCGUGUCUGUACACCCAACGAGUCCAGUCUAUUCAAGCUGGCCAAUUCAGCGCCCACGUCACCACGAUUGACGGGCGCCGUACCCGAUGCCAGACUGUGUCAGCAAUUUAUGGAACGUGAGGCAAUUAAACAGCAACUGGAACUGUCGCCUGAAGAUCAAAAGCAUCUGAAUCAGGACGCCGUAGAGGAGUUUCUCUACGAAAAAAUUGAUGUGACCAAGAUGCCCAAGUUGCCCAGCACCAGCUGCCAGGUAAUAACCGAGCAGCAGCUGCAGAGUUGCGACGGCGUGAUUAAGGAGGAGCUGAACAACUCAACCGUACCCAAAGAAGAGGAUGUGGCCCUAUGUGUGAGUCUGCUUGACUGUCUCGCGCCCACACAAGAGCCUAGUUGUGAAAGCAUCGAUGUGCGACAACAGCCGAUCCCGGCUACUGGCUACCAGCACAUAAGCGAUGAGGAUGUAAAGCGCUGUGAUGGCUUUCAGGGAAUUAAGGAGCCAAGGAAAGACUACAGCAGCCACAGUGCCAAGCCGAGCUCCCCUAUAAGAGACGCGCAUGCCGCAUACUCAAAGGCGCUUAUGGACAGCUGUGAGCAGAUUAUUGGCGAGGAACGAUUGGCAAUCAGCAGAAUGAUGAAAUCGUCAAUACCAGUUGGUAAUGCAAGGGGCGGGCAUGUUACGCCCACAAGCUCUACGCCUGGUACGCCAACAGUGAGUCGUAAAUCGAAGAUUCCUAUACCCAAGUCUUGCUGUGUAUCGGCUUCUAACACAGACUCCAUUGGUAGAACGGGCUAUCUACCAGCGAGCGCAGAGCAGCCCCUCAUAGCACGCACUCAUAUCGAAGAGACAGAGAUUAAUAUCAAGCGGAUUAUACCAUCCAACUCGCCCAAAACAUCUAAGGAUGGUCAGGAUAAGAGCACGGACAAGAAAAAUAAGACCAACAUAUUUGAUUUCUUGCGUCGAAAUUUCGGAAAUCACGACGAGUCGACUACGCCUCAACAACAUCCCACGCUCAAUGAAACUCUUGAGCCGAAAGUAAUCCUCACCAGCACGCGAAGCGGUGUCGAUGUAGUCAGUGCCGACGAGUUUUUUAAGGUGGACAACUCGAAAUUCUAUUUGGCCAGCGAUGCGCCUUCUGUGGCGGCUCCGCCGUUACCAAAAACUGCAGCUCCAGUGAACAUUGAGAUACGAAAAACCAUAACCACAGAUGAGAUUCUUGAAGAGCACAACACAGAGCAAGCACUAAGCCAGGAGAUUAGCGAUCUACUUGAUGAUGAGCUCAACAAGCUGGGGUAUUACAUAGUUUACAUGCUUACUGCCAGCAAAAAUUGUUGCAAGUUUACAAUUUUCGAGAUCAACGAAGCUCUUGAUUUGGCGCUGGAAGCUAUUGACAGGGAAGCCAAUAGUGCGCCGGAAGAAAUAGAGGAGCAGCAACAAAAUAGUGAAAGCAAAAUGAAGUUGAAGAGAUUAGAGGAUGAACAUAAGGAGGAGACGAAAGUAGAUGUGAUGGAGAUGAACGCAGAAUUUGAGGAGACGAAUAUCACAAUGCCAAAUAAAACGGAUGAGCAGAAAACGGUAGAGACGCUAGUGAAACAAGAUAUUGAGGAACUAGAACAGCGAGAACAACAUCUGGAAGUCAAUAGAAAUGAGCCCAUCUAUGAAAACAUUAAGUCUACCAUAUCUAUGCAACAAAUAGAUAUUGAAUUGACAGCGAACACAAUGAUGAUAAGACGUAACCACAUAAGAAACAUUCCACAUAAUGGCAACAAUAACAAUAACAACGAGCAUAAUCAAACUAACAAUAACAAAACCAGCAACAAUAACAGCAGCAGCUGCCAAAUCGAAUCAAAUUCAAAGACGACAGCUGCUGACCUAGAACCCUAUUACCAGGUGCCGAGGGCAACGGAACCCUACUACGAUGCACCUAAACAUCUCCGCCCAAUACCCGUCUACGAGAACAUUGACGUCUUCUACACGGGCCUGGAGCUGGGACAUUGUGUCACGAGCUUGGCACCGGCUUUGGAGCCCCCCAAGGAGAAACCGCCGCCACCGCCCACAGAGCCGAUCUUAGAAGAGAUAAAUAAAGUCAGCCUGAAUGCACAUGAUGAUGAGUUGGAUACCAGCAAUUGGUCAUCGGACAAUACGUACGAAACCAUAUCGAGUAGGUCACGAAACCAGCUGCAGGGUCAGCCAGGCUUGGGUACGCCCACGCCGCCGCCAAUCAAGCGCAUGAACUCGACAAAGCGGAUCAAGAAGGAGCUGCGCAACAAGCGUUCCAGUUUUCUAGGCAUCGAGGCCGACGCCGGACUCGAUGAUGUGGACAGCUAUCUUCAGCUCACGGUUGCGACUCCGCCAGACAUGGCGCAGCUGCUGCAGGAGGAGCGGCGACUCGAGAAGCAACUGUACAUCAAGGCAGGUCUCUGUGACAGUUCGGAUACAGGUGAAAGUCGGGACUCGGGUGUCUCAGAGAAUCAUUCGCGUCAAAGCAGUGAACACUAUACGAACUCUUCAGAGGAUAACGAUACCCAGUCGGAGGCCACGCCACCGCCGACAGAGGGGCUGGCGCCGUCGCAACUGGUGGGCGAAGUCAUCUAUCAGAACAAGUCGCUGCUGGCCGCACAGACCCCGUUAUUGCAAACGGUCAAAGGCACCUCAGCUGAGUCGUGGACGGAAUCGGCUACGGCGGCAGCGGCUGCAACCCAAUCGCUGAGUGAGGCAACCGCAACUGCCAAUGCAAAGAUGUUGUCCAUUGAAGAGAAGAUACGGGAGCAAGGCGAGGUACUGCGUGUAGAGCAGGAGCUACUGCAGUUCUCGAAGGAGGAGCUUAAAAGACAACGUGAGAACUUGUUACUUCGCGAAAAUCUGGCACGUCGUGAACUGCAGCAUGGAGCUCAGAUGUUGAUGUCGAACAAUCGACGCUCGCUACAGGAUUUGCAUCAUGCCUUGGGCAUUGGCAAUGGCAUGUUAAGCGCCUUUCAACCACCACAGCAGUCAACACAACAGAUAUAUGCAAAUGUGCCACAGCAACAGCAACAGCAGCAGCAGCGAUCACUGCCACUGGCACCAUAUCACUACCAGCAGCUGGACAUGGACUAUCGUAAGUCCAUGUCAGAUCUGAAUGAGUUCUCCAAGCGCCUCAUGUUGCCACCGACGCCGCCAAUAAAGCCACUGCGCGCCAUGCACCUCAGCAACAAUGGUCUCAGUCAGGAGCCGGACUACGCCGUCAGUGCGCGACAGCGCAGUGCGUACGGCGGAUCUUUGGUCAAAAUUGCGCCAACAGCAACAUCAACAGCAACAACAGGUGCGUCCGCACCGCGUUAUCAAGCCAACCUCCCAGCCACUUAUCAGCAUCAGUCGGUACAGAAUCUGAGCAACAUGUCGCGCAACACUCUGCUGGCAUUGAGUGCUACCCCCAAGCCAAAGUACACCGAUGGCUGGGUGCAGGUACAGCAGAAGCAACAGCAACGCAGUCUUAUAAAUGAUGGCUGUUGGCUACAGAAGCACAAAUCCAUUCCGGAUUAUAACGGGACGCUCUUUAACAGCGGUCAUACCAAUCACUGGCUGUUCCAAGAGGCCGAGCAUCGCCGCCAGUUUGAGCAACAGCAACAGCAGCAGCUGCAGCUGAACAGGCACUCCAUGCCCAUAUCCACAUCGAAUGAUAAGCCGCUGCCUGAUUCCGUCAUACAGACGCUUACCGAACGUGUCCAAAGCAAAGGCAUCGGUGAACGUAAGCGCUUCGAUAGCAAUGGCACCUACAGUCAGUUGAAUAUCGGUGGACUUGGGUUCAAACCACUCAGCAGCAGCAGCAACAACAACAAUAAUAAUAACAUACUAAACAACAACAACAACAACAACAACAGCAAUCAAGAGAAGAUGCUCAGCGUUAGUGGCAAAAAGAAGUGUUCACAUUGCGGCGACGAAUUAGAUCUGGGGUGCACCCAUGACAAUUGCCGAAGAGUCCACAAAGCACUUAAGUAUAUUGUAUGGGUGUAGAGCUGGCGGCAAUCAGACAAUUAACUAAUUGAAAAAUAUAAUAUA
This is a messenger RNA of Drosophila navojoa, 6789 nucleotides long. RefSeq names its product smallish (gene smash). Gene Ontology annotation, cellular component: stress fiber. NCBI's taxonomy places the organism in Eukaryota, Metazoa, Arthropoda, Insecta, Diptera, Drosophilidae. Gene Ontology annotation, biological process: positive regulation of stress fiber assembly; regulation of focal adhesion assembly. Gene Ontology annotation, molecular function: myosin II head/neck binding; histone acetyltransferase activity. The record is from RefSeq and is a predicted model, not a curated record.